Benincasa hispida (wax gourd) is the source of this 951-nucleotide messenger RNA. RefSeq names its product glutaredoxin 4 (gene GRX4). Gene Ontology annotation, cellular component: mitochondrial matrix. The record is from RefSeq and is a predicted model, not a curated record. NCBI's taxonomy places the organism in Eukaryota, Viridiplantae, Streptophyta, Magnoliopsida, Cucurbitales, Cucurbitaceae.
UAUAAAAUCCAACAAUCUCUCAUAUGGAAGAAAAAGAAAGUAAACCCUAGGCCAACACUUUGGUUAUUUUCCUCCUUCACAUUCCCACAACCAUAUUUUGUUUCUUUUCUUCUCCUUUUCCAUAGCUGCCCCACUCAAUUUUCUUUCUCCUCCUCUCUGCUGCAACCUCAAGAUUAUCUAAUUGGGCGUUGCUCCUACUACUAGAGUAUCACAAUUGGAAUCAUGGCGAAGUCAUUAUCAAACUUACUCUUCAAGGGCUUGGCAGGUCUGCCUGCUACUCGCACUAGCAGAAUAGUGGUGCCUGGGUUAAAUUACCAGCAUGGAAUGAGAUACUCAACGACAGUACCUAAUGAACCUGAUACCCACGACGAUUUCAAGCCUACUAAUAAACUUGAGAGUUCUGGCCUUUCUUUGAGAGAUGUUGUUGAACAGGAUGUACGACAAAAUCCUGUGAUGAUUUACAUGAAAGGGGUGCCAGAUGUUCCUCAAUGUGGAUUUAGCGCUCUUGCUGUUAGAGUGUUGAAGUUAUAUAAUGUACCUUUGAGUGCUAGAAACAUCUUGGAAGACGCCGAGCUUAAAAGUGCUGUGAAAUCCUUCAGCAAUUGGCCAACAUUUCCACAGAUAUUCAUAAAAGGAGAGUUUAUUGGAGGAUCUGAUAUCAUACUCAAUCUGCAUCAGUCUGGAGAAUUGAAGGAAAAGCUCGAUGAUAUUGCAGCCAAGAAGACUGAAUAGAUUCUAAGCAGAUACUUUAAACCCAUUUUUUUCUUUUUUGUUUCAACUUGUGAGAUGAUGAGGCUGAAGAUUCUUUAUGUUAUUAGCCAAAUCUCUUUUCCUACUCCCAUGUAUUUCUUUUUCCAUAGAGGGUUUGUGGUCAAUCAUUUCAACUUUCUUUGUUUAAAUAUCACAUAUAUUCUCUAAUAAAUGUGACCUACACCUACCACUGUUAUUUUA